AAUGUCAAUUAUUCGCGCCAAUUUCACUGUGACUGUAGAAGAAAGGAUCAAGCUCUUUAUCAAUUUUAAUUAAAAUUAAUCGAUUUUUUCAAUUUUUCUACACUGUUUCGCGUAGCAUACAACUUAUUUUCCAAGAUAUUCAAAAUGCCUGUUGAAGACGUGCGUCCCGUUCUGAAAUUUACGCGAUUGACUGAACAUGCUUUUGCGCCGCUCAAAGGCUCUGAAAAAGCUGCUGGUUUUGAUCUGAAAAGUGCAUAUGAUUACGUAGUUCCAGCACGGGGCAAGCUUCUCAUCAAAACUGAUUUGCAAAUUGAGCUGCCUCCAGGUUGUUAUGGUCGCGUCGCGCCUCGAUCUGGGUUAGCAUUGAAGAACUUUAUUGAUGUUGGUGCUGGUGUUAUUGAUGAAGAUUACCGUGGUAAUGUUGGUGUAGUUCUUUUCAAUCAUUCUGACCAAGAAUUUGUAGUGACAAAAGGAGAUCGAAUUGCUCAGCUGAUAUGUGAAAGAAUAUAUUAUUCUGAAUUGGAAGAAGUCUCCAAUUUGUCAGAAACCAAAAGAGCUGAUGGAGGAUUUGGUUCUACUGGAAAACAAUAAAUACACAAUUAGAUUGUUGUAAGUCAUCUGAUUAGUUGAUAAGCUUAUGGAUAAUAAUAUUUUUUACUUCAUAGUUUAUAUUCUAAACUCUCAACUUUAGAAUUAUGCUGAAAGUACACUAUGUGGGAAAUGAAACACAUAAUGACAAAGAAGAAACUGUCCAGUAUGUUUUUAUGUUGAUGCAGGUUGCCCAAUUUCGCACAUAGUGUACUCCCAGCAUAAGGUGUAACAAAUCCUACUUGGUACUAUGUGAACACCAAAGUAUUUCAGCUUCUAGAGAAAAAAAAAUGUUUUGUGAAUGUGAUGAAAAAAUUGGAAUUAGGUU
This is a messenger RNA of Ostrinia furnacalis (Asian corn borer), 916 nucleotides long. RefSeq names its product Deoxyuridine triphosphatase (gene dUTPase). Gene Ontology annotation, molecular function: magnesium ion binding; dUTP diphosphatase activity. Bases 145 to 591 code for a protein of 148 amino acids. Gene Ontology annotation, biological process: dUTP catabolic process; dUMP biosynthetic process. The transcript has 3 exons. Lineage: Eukaryota; Metazoa; Arthropoda; Insecta; Lepidoptera; Crambidae. The record is from RefSeq and is a predicted model, not a curated record.